AUGGUGCAAGAAAUUGGAGCAGAAACUAGCAGUACUGUGGUAGAGUUCUCAAAAGUCUAUGGCCCUGUGUUCACUGUGUACUUUGGCACGAAGCCCAUUGUGGUGUUGUAUGGAUAUGAAGCAGUGAAGGAAGCCCUGAUUGAUAUGGGAGAGGAGUUUUCUGGAAGAGGCAGUCUCCCAUUGGUUGAAAGAGUUAAUAAAGGACAUGGAAUCAUUUUAAGCAAUGGAAAGAGAUGGAAGGAGACCCGGCCUUCACCAUGUGAUCCCACUUUUAUCCUGGGCUGUGCUCCCUGCAAUGUGAUCUGCUCCAUUAUUUUCCAGAAUCGUUUUGAUUAUAAAGAUCAGAAUUUUCUUAACAUGAUGGAGAAAUUUCGUGAAAACAUGAGGAUUCAAAGCUCCCUGUGGAUCCGGGAAAAGCACAUCCAGCAGUCUGAAUUUACUAUUGAAAACUUGGUAACCACUGUACGUGAUUUAUUUGUUGCUGGCACAGAGACUACAAGCACCACCCUGAGAUAUGGACUCCUGCUCCUGCUGAAGCACCCAGAGGUCACAGCUAAAGUCCAGAAAGAGAUUGACCAUGUGGUUGGCAGACACCGGAGCCCCUGCAUGCAGGACAGAAUCCGCAUGCCCUACACAGAUGCCGUGGUGCAUGAGAUCCAGAGAUACAUUGACCUUGUCCCCAACAGUGUACCUCAUGCCGUGACCUGUGACAUUAAAUUCAGAAACUACCUAAUCCCUAAG
Molecule: messenger RNA, 741 nt
Organism: Galeopterus variegatus (Sunda flying lemur)
Lineage: Eukaryota; Metazoa; Chordata; Mammalia; Dermoptera; Cynocephalidae
Product: cytochrome P450 2C20-like
Exons: 6
Biological process (GO): xenobiotic metabolic process
Cellular component (GO): cytoplasm; intracellular membrane-bounded organelle
Molecular function (GO): heme binding; iron ion binding; oxidoreductase activity, acting on paired donors, with incorporation or reduction of molecular oxygen, reduced flavin or flavoprotein as one donor, and incorporation of one atom of oxygen
Source: RefSeq, a predicted model, not a curated record